ACGCACACACACACUCACACACACACUCCUCCUCCAUCAGCUGAUGCCUGAAAAUGCCACUGCUGGCCAGGAAGUGCUCAAGAAAAUAAAAACGAAAGCACAGAGGAUUCAAGUCAACAUGCGCUAAUGCUCCGGAUACUUUCCGACGUUGGCUAGGUAAAAUAAGGAAGAGGAGAAGAUGGCACAUCAGGGCAGCGGACAGGCCUGGGGAAAACUGGUGAAAGUCGACGCAUCUCCGGAUUCAGAGAUAUUACUUAUAAAUAGAGAAUGCAUUGUGGGGAGAAAAAAAGAUUGUGACCUCUCAUUCCCGGCUAAUAAACUGGUCUCAGGAAAUCAUUGCAAAAUCACUCAAGAUCAGAACUCAGGAAAGGUGUGGCUGGAGGAUAUGAGCACCAAUGGAACAGUGAUCAACAUGUCCAAAGUGGUGAAGAAACAGACACACUUACUGCAGAAUGGUGAUGUCAUUCACUUUGUGUACAGGAAGAACGAGCCAGAGCAAAAUGUUGCUUAUGUUUAUCAGGCCAUCGGGCCACAGGAAAGUGCCUCGCAGGAUGCUGAAGAUGCCGGAAGAGAAGAAGAUUCAGAUCUAACGGAAACAGAGAGCGAACCAGUGCCAGUAGAGCCUGUUAUUGUGAAGCCUCUACCUCAGUCUGGACAUGAGGAUCCUCAGCCAUCUACCUCCAGCUCUUCUUUCCACUUCUACAACAUGCCCUUAUCUACCUGCUCUGCAGAUGUGUCUGCAAAGAAGAACCCAGUGAGUUCUUCGAUUGUUUGUAAAGGAGAAUCAGAGAUGACCGCACCGGCGUGCAGCCCUGGGGAGCCGGUCAUGAAUCACACUCGCCUGAAGUGGACCUGCUGGACUGAGGGAGGGCAACAGACAGAGCCGGAGGUGGAAAUGCAGAGGAAAAGAAGAAAAAUUGACAAAGAUGAUCCGAAUGGGUGUGGAUCUUCUCACAGUGACUCUGCUGUUUCUGCAGCAGCUCCUCAGGUCUCUCUCAGAGGAGCAGCAGGGAAAGAGAAAACCGAGGGAGCCACUACAGACAAAAUGGAAGAAUCCCUCACAUGCAUCGUCUGCCAGGACUUGCUGCAUGACUGUGUCAGUCUUCAGCCCUGCAUGCAUACGUUUUGCGCUGCCUGUUAUUCUGGCUGGAUGGAGCGUUCCUCCCUCUGCCCCACCUGCCGAUGUCCUGUGGAGAGGAUCCGUAAAAACCACAUCCUCAACAACCUGGUGGAGGCUUACCUUCUCCAGCACCCAGAGAAGUGUCGGAGUGAAGAGGAAUUGCGCAGCAUGGAUGCCCGAAACAAGAUCACACAGGACAUGCUGCAGCCAAAGGUCGAGCGCUCCUUCUCGGACGAGGAGGGCAGUUCAGACUAUCUGUUCGAACUCUCAGACAAUGACAGCGACAUAUCUGACAUGAGUCAGCCCUAUAUGAUGUGUCGGCAGUGUCCAGGUUAUCGGAAGGAGCUCAGCUCUGCCCUGUGGAUCUGUGAGCCUGCUCAAACCGAAGGGCCGGCUAAAGGGCCUGGAGACGGCCCCUCCACAUCCUCUGACACCUCACCAGCUCCUCAGGAGUUCAGAUGUCCUCCUCAGGGCAGUCACCUCAUCUGCUCCUGCUGCCUGCAGCCCAUGCCCGACCGCCGCUUUGAGCACCUUCCCCCUCAGGUGUCUCCGCAGCACUGUAUGGUGUGCCAGAAAGCGUUCUGUCAUGUGUACUGGGGCUGCCAGCGGAUCGGCUGUCACGGCUGCCUAGCGCGGUUCAGCGAACUUAACCUUAACGAUAAAUGUCUGGAUGGAGUUUUUAAUGGCAAUCAGUAUGAGUCUGAAGUCCUUCAGAAUUAUUUGACAUCUCGAGGAAUGAGCUGGAGGCAUAUGCUGCAGGAAGCGCUUCAGGCCGUACAGCAGGGCCUGUACCAGCUCUCUGAUUACAGAAUCACUGCCAGCUCUCUCCUCUGCUACUGCUGUGGACUUCGCACUUUUAGAGAGCUCGCAUAUAAAUACAGAGAACGUAUUCCUCCAUCAGAUCUGCCAGAUUCUGUGACUGCCAGACCAAACUGUUACUGGGGACGCAACUGUCGGACUCAAGUGAAAGCACACCACGCUUUGAAAUUCAACCACGUGUGUGAGCAGACGCGUUUUAAGAACUAAAGCUGGAGGACCGUGGCUUGAUUUGACAGCGGUGGUUUCUGGGUAACUGAUCUGCUGCGGGCACAUGUUAGACCUCUGUACUCCUCUAGAUGGCAACUUUACAUAUGCAAAGUCAAUCAGAUGAUGAUAAAUCAAUCGUCCUUGAGGUAUGGUGUCAGCGCAUGGAAACAUCUGAUCUGGAUCUGCACUGUGUGUAGAAGCAGACACUAGUUUUCCAUGAUGGACUGACCGUCACACUUUCAGUAUGCACUGUUGUUUCCACUAUGCUAUUGACAUGCUUCCAUGCUGCAUCUCUGCUUAUAAUUGUAAAAUGAGAAAACGUUGGCAAUCACCUUUUCAUGCAAAAAGCUCUUUAGCUCGAACCUUAUACAAUAUACAAAAUAUAAAACUAACCUAUGGUGCCUAAGACUCAGUCAACUAUGAGUGCUCUUUCUUUGCAUGUCACAUACUUCUUCCAUUUUUAAUGUUCUUUCACAAUUAUCAUUAACUGCUCAAGACAUUUAAAUGCUACUGAGAAUGUUGAAAAUGUAUGUUGUAAAAAGGGACGAUCAUGUUUGUGACUCAAAACCAGUGCACUAAACUUUCACACGUUAGGUAUUCAGCAUUUGCAUUUUGUUCUUCAUUAUUUGGGCAGUAAGCCAUGUGAAGAAAAGGUGUUUAUUUUUUUCAUUCAUUUUAUAUCACACUGCAGGGGAUAAUCAAGUCAAAUCUGAUUUAUAAUAAAGGCUUAGAUGCUUUCGCA
This is a messenger RNA of Onychostoma macrolepis, 2888 nucleotides long. It is a transcript of the gene chfr, whose product is annotated as checkpoint with forkhead and ring finger domains, E3 ubiquitin protein ligase. Gene Ontology annotation, biological process: protein ubiquitination; ubiquitin-dependent protein catabolic process; mitotic cell cycle checkpoint signaling. Gene Ontology annotation, cellular component: nucleus. Bases 179 to 2146 code for a protein of 655 amino acids. Gene Ontology annotation, molecular function: protein binding; ubiquitin-protein transferase activity. NCBI's taxonomy places the organism in Eukaryota, Metazoa, Chordata, Actinopteri, Cypriniformes, Cyprinidae. The record is from RefSeq and is a predicted model, not a curated record. The transcript is spliced from 18 exons.